AUGAAAAAUUGUUUUUUCAUUUUUUUAAAAAUAAUAUUUGUUACAGUGAUAAUAUCAAAAUAUAGUAUUGGUGAAAUAGUUAAUACAAAAUGUUAUAAAUGUUUAAAUGAAUUUAAUGUAUGUCAAACCAUAGAAAAUGAUAUACUGAUCAAAUUGAAUGAAACUUUAAUAUGUAAUGAUCAACUUGGUUGUGUAUCAGAUUAUUCAAUGCCAUCAAUGCAUCCAGAUAGAACAUCAAGUUGUAAUUCAAAUCAAGGAAAAUAUGGUGAUCAAUGUGAAGUUGGAAAUGAAGGAUUUUGUGGUUAUCAAAUGACAUGUGAUUAUCCAUUCAAUAUAAGUUUAGCACCAACAUGUGUUGGUUUUAAAACUUUACAACCUGGAGAGAAUUGUAUAUGUAAUUCAGAAUGUAAUAGUUUAAUUUGUGAUGAAAAUAAAUUAGUAUGUAUAGAAAAUCAAUACUCUUGUAAUGUAAAUUCAUAUUGGAAUGGCACAACUUGUGAAAAUAUUUCAAAUUUAGGUGAUAGUUGUUCAAGUGAUUCACAAUGUUCAAUUUUUAAUACUUGCGAAAAUGGAAUUUGUAUUGAAAAAUACUCUUUAAAUGAAAAUUCUCUUUGUAUUUCAGAUUCUGCUUGUAAUAUUUCAAAUUCAUUAAUUUGUAUUGAAAGAAAAUGUCAAGUUUUUAAGAAAUCAAAUACAACUAAUUGUAAAAUUGAUGGAUGUUUAAAAGAUUAUGAAUAUUGUAAUUGUGAUAGUGGAUUAUGUGAACAAUCAAAAAUAUUUAAUGAUGAAUGUAAAUAUAUACAAUAUCAAUUAGAUGCAUGUGUUUAUGGAAGAUGUGUUUACACUGGAGGUUAUGUUUCAAGUAAUUCUUGUGUUAUGAAAAAUUGUGGAAGUUUAGUUUGUCAACAUCAUACUAAAUGUACAAAUGGUCCAUGUGGUAAUAACAAUUCUUCAUUUUGUAUUUCAAAUACAUAUAUACCAAAUAAUAUUACCUUACCCAAUAGUCCAACAAAUAAUAGUGAAAAUAGUUCUUCAAAUUCAACACAUAGUAGUGAAUCAAUAGGUAGUAGUGGUAGUAACAGUAGUAAUAGUAACAGUAGUAAUAGUAGCAGUAGUAGUAAUAGUAAUAGUAGCAGUAGUAGUAAUAGUAUUAGUAAUAGUAGCAGUAAUAGUAAUAGUAAUAGUAGCAGUAAUAGUAUUAGUAAUAGUAGCAGCAGUAGUAGUAGUUCUUCAGAUAGUAAUGAAACUGCAGAUGACAGUAGUUAUUUAAAUUCAUCAAAUGGUGGCGAGUCAAUAGGCGAGGGUAGUACCCCAUCUUCUAAUUCAACAAAUAGUAACGAGUCAAUAGGUGAUAGUGAUAGUUUUUCAAAUUCAAAAAAUAGUGAACCAAUUGAUGAUGGCAGUAACAACUCAGUAAAUAGUGAUAGUUCUUCAAAUUCAGCCAUGGAUAGAAGUAGUAGUAGUGGUAGUAACUCUUCUAAUUCUACUUUGGGAUCAAAAGAAAAUAGUUCUUUAAAUUCUACAGACAGUGAGCCAAAUGUAACUGCUCCCCCAAACACUGCAAACAAUAAUGGAACAAAAAAUCAUUCUUUAAAUGCAACAACUAGUAAUGGAUAUUAUCAUAGUGAUGAACUUUAUAUUCCUUCAAAUUCAACAAAUUCAUCUCAUUAUUCAUUUUCAUUACUUUUAUUUUUAUUAUCACUUUUAAUUUUAAAUUAA
Messenger RNA from Dictyostelium discoideum AX4, 1719 nucleotides. RefSeq lists its product as hypothetical. NCBI's taxonomy places the organism in Eukaryota, Evosea, Eumycetozoa, Dictyosteliales, Dictyosteliaceae. The transcript is spliced from 2 exons. The record is from RefSeq and is a predicted model, not a curated record. Bases 1 to 1719 code for a protein of 572 amino acids.